Molecule: messenger RNA, 1546 nt
Organism: Nomia melanderi (Alkali bee)
Lineage: Eukaryota; Metazoa; Arthropoda; Insecta; Hymenoptera; Halictidae
Gene: CSN3
Product: COP9 signalosome subunit 3
Biological process (GO): ubiquitin-dependent protein catabolic process
Cellular component (GO): COP9 signalosome
Source: RefSeq, a predicted model, not a curated record
GAUCGUAGCAUGCGAGAGGGAGUUCAAUGCAACCCGGCUAUUCUUGUAACAUGCUUCGGAGCGUUCCGGUUGCCUGUUUCAAAACGUCAUCCUGGGUGAUCGUUUGUUCGCGAAAAUAAUUCUUGUAAAUACGGCUCACCACCGGCCAAAGGUGGUGAUGAGAAAAAAGUAUUCGCAGUAAUGGCGUUAGCAUUGGAGCAGUUUGUAAAUAAUGUGCAGACGCUUUCGAAACAAGGUAAUUUUCGAGAGCUAUGUGAGAUAAUGAUUAAAAAUGUAGAUGUUUUAAUGGAGAAUGGACAGCACUUAGAUAACGUUCUGGAAACGUUAGAUCUGCAGCAACACUCAUUAGGUAUUUUGGUAGUGUUGUGUGUAAAAUUCUCAUUGCCUAAUCCUAAUGGUGUGAACACUGCCAAUGCUUAUAGACCAUUAUUUAAUCAGGUUCAGGAAUUUAUUAUUGGUUGUAAUGGAGAACAAGUUAGAUUUGCUCCAGACACAUAUGCAGAACUAUGUCAUCUUUUCACUGAAAAAUUAGUUCAAUUGCAAAUGCCAUUGCACGGUAUUGACUUAUUGUGCCGAGCGAUAAGUAAAAUACAAUUAUUUGAUAGUCAGCUGACUUCAAUACACGCUGAUCUUUGCCAACUAUGUCUUCUGUCAAAGUGUUUCAAACCGGCGCUUGAAUUUCUUGAUAUAGAUAUCACUGGUAUCGGUCAAGAAGGAGGACAAUUUGAUUCAAAGCAUUUUUUGCUCUAUUAUUAUUACGGUGGAAUAAUAUAUACAGCUUUGAAGAAUUAUAAUAGAGCAUUGUACUUUUUUGAGGUGUGUGUAACAACACCUGCUAUGGUAGUUAGUUACAUUAUGUUAGAGGCUUAUAAAAAGUACAUUCUGGUCUCUUUAAUAAUGCAUGGGAAAGUCCUAAACUUACCUAGGUACACAAGUCAAGUGGUGAAUAGGUACAUGAAGCCUUUAAGUCAUCAAUAUGAAGAAUUGGCUACUGCUUAUCAAAUGAAUAGCUGCGAAGAGGUUCAAAAAAUUAUUAAUAAAUAUCAACAACUUUUUACAAGAGAUCACAAUAUGGGACUUGUAAAACAAGUGCUCAGCUUUUUGUACAAAAAGAAUAUACAGAGGUUGACAAAAACUUUUUUAACGCUUAGCUUAAGUGAUGUGGCAAGCAGAGUACAACUAUCAGGACCUGCUGAUGCAGAAAAGUACAUUCUGAAUAUGAUCGAGGAAGGAGAGAUCUUUGCAACAAUUAAUCAAAAGGACGGAAUGGUAGUAUUUCAUGAUGAUCCGGAAAAAUAUAAUUCACCACAAAUGUUGGCAAAGCUAGAAAAGGAAAUGGCAGCAUGUAUGGAAUUAGAUAAGCGAGUACUUGAAAUGGAAGAGGAAGUUGUUCUUACUCCGCAAUAUGUUCGAAAAGCCUGUGGUCAAAAUGAUCAAGAUGAUCAGACAGCUGGACCUGCAACAACAAAUGUAACAAAUGUGCAAGGUCAAUCUAAACAUAAUGCCUAUUCCAUGUAACAUACACGUCGUUGUGCGUUAUCUUUAU